This is a messenger RNA of Cataglyphis hispanica, 428 nucleotides long. Its product is annotated as eukaryotic translation initiation factor 3 subunit D-like. The transcript is spliced from 2 exons. NCBI's taxonomy places the organism in Eukaryota, Metazoa, Arthropoda, Insecta, Hymenoptera, Formicidae. Gene Ontology annotation, molecular function: ice binding. Bases 1 to 402 code for a protein of 133 amino acids. The record is from RefSeq and is a predicted model, not a curated record.
AUGAAUCGGAAAUGUCAAACUUUGCCGAGAUUUGAACGUCGGUACGAGCCGCUGAUGGCGAGACACGCGCGACCUGGACGAACGUUGAGACAACACGACAGCGACGACGAGGACGACGACGACGACGGCGACGUACUACGUGUCGCGACGAUGACGGCAAUAACAGCGGCAGCGACGGCAGCGACGGCAGCAGCUGCGGCGGCGGCGGCGGCAGCAGCGGCGACGGCGGCAGCGGCGGCGGCGGCGGCGGUGGCGGCUACGGCAAUGGCGACGUACGUCGGAGCGACAGCAAACACGACGACGUCGUUGAUGUACGAUCGGCGUUUGAACGGAAACGGAAUGAAAAUUGUGUCAACAUCAAAUAUUGAAGGGAAGUGGCAACUCAAUCAACGAGUCCUAUAGAGUCUACCAGCCAUUAUGGACCUGAU